This is a messenger RNA of Vidua chalybeata, 2572 nucleotides long. It is a transcript of the gene VCAM1, whose product is annotated as vascular cell adhesion molecule 1. Gene Ontology annotation, cellular component: membrane. The record is from RefSeq and is a predicted model, not a curated record. The transcript has 7 exons. Bases 127 to 1755 code for a protein of 542 amino acids. Gene Ontology annotation, molecular function: integrin binding. Gene Ontology annotation, biological process: cell-cell adhesion. NCBI's taxonomy places the organism in Eukaryota, Metazoa, Chordata, Aves, Passeriformes, Viduidae.
UAAAGAGCAAGCUGGAGCUCUUGUAAUAAACUGUUGCAGAGCAGCAAGAUCUCACAGCGCUUCUUCACAGAAAACAGAAAGCAAACUUUUGAAUUUACUUUCUUUACCCAGUAACAGCCAUUACAAAUGUUUAAAGAGAUGGGAAGAACAAGCCAGGCUGUGCUAGUAAUUCUGUGUGUGUUAAGGACUGUUAAAGCUUUUGAAAUGGAAAUUAUACCUGCUGAAAGAAUUGUGGCACAGAUUGGAAGCACACUCAUGCUCACAUGCAAUACUACUGGCUGUGCAUCACCAAGUUUUUCCUGGAGAACACAGAUGGACAGCCCCCUUGGAGGAAAAGUCAGGAACCACAGGACAUAUUCUACAUUGACUAUGAAUCCAGUUAGCAUUGUGAAUUCUCAUUCUUAUCUUUGUACUGUCAUAUGUGAUGACAGAGAGAAAAAGGAGAAGAGUGUCAAAGUAGAACUUUACUCUUUCCCCAGUGAUCCUAUCAUUGAGAUCAGCCCAUCCUUAGUUGCUGGAGAACCAGCCACUGUCAUCUGUAAAAUUCCUGAUGUGUAUCCUUCUGAUCACCUGGAAGUUUUCCUAAAGAAAGAUGAACAUGUUCUUCAUGAGAAAUAUUUUUUGGAAGAUGACAGCACAAAUACAGAGACAAAAACUGUGACAUAUACAUUUCAUCCCAUGGCUGAAGAUGCUGGGAAAGAGAUCACCUGUGUGGCCAGGCUACCAAUUGAUGAUAUGGAUUUUGAGCCCAAAGAAAGAACAUCUUCUCAGAAACUUAAUGCAAAUUUUGGUCCACAAAAUACUGUCAUUACUGCAUCUCCAGGCAACUCAGCAAUGGAAGGAGAAUCUCUGAACCUCACUUGUGUGACUCAGAGUAACCCACCAGCACAAAUAGUUUGGAGUAAAUAUUUGGCUGAAGAAAGCAUUCAGCAUCUGAUAAAAAACAAUGUUCUUUCUAUUCCCCAUGUCCAUUUCAAUGAUUCAGGACUGUACAUCUGUGAAGUAAUUAAUCUGGUAACUAAUAAAACAGAGAAAGCAACUGUGGACAUUAUUAUACAAGGUGCUCCAGUCAUUACAAAACUCUCCAUUGAACCUUCUACAACAGUUCAGGAAGGAGAAAAUGUUUCCAUACAAUGUUCCGCUGAAAGUAACCCUCCUCCCAAGAUUAUUUUAAGGAGAAAAUCUGACAAUGCAGACAUAGAGUCUUACAGUGCCAGGAGUAUUCUUCAUCUUCCAUCUGUGAUGUUCCAAAAUGGAGGAGACUAUGAAUGUGUAGCAGAAAAUAAGUUUGGGAACAGUAAAAGUGAAAUCACACUUAAUGUGAAAUAUGGACCAAAGAAUACAAUGAUCACUGUUUUCCCUACUGCUGCUCUUAAAGAAGGAGAAACUGUGACAAUGAAAUGUACUAGUUCUGGUAAUCCAGCUCCUGUGAUCUCCUGGAAGAAAAAGAAGGCCACCGGAGAGUCUGAGAAAAUUUCUAAAAAUGCAACUAUAACUAUAGAGAACUUGAAAAGUCAAGAUCUGGGGCUUUAUGAAUGUGAAGCUUAUAAUCAAUUUGGCAAGGAAGAAAAAGCUGUGAAAUUAUAUAUUCAAGCAAGAUUGGAAGAACCAGAUCAGAUGAUACCAUUGAUUAUUGCAUUCUCAUCUGUAGCAGCAGUAGCGGUACCUGCAGUUGCAAUUUUGAUCUAUGUGUCAAGACAAGCAAAGAUCAAUGGAUCCUACAGUCUUGUAAAAGCACUCAGGUUGAAAGUGUGAUCAUGUGAAUACAAGUCUUUAGUUGAUAAUAAGCACAUUUAUUUAUUGCUGUGACUGGUUCUACUCUUCAGUAACAUAUGGUAACAAACAAGUGACUUAAGAACAGCACAACGUGAUAGCAAAUGGGCUUAUUUUCAUGUUUUGAUAAGUGUUUUGGUAUUUAAAUUAAAGGAAGAGCUAGAAUCCUGAACUAGAAAUUGGUAAAUCAUUUCUGUGUUGAAGCAUUCUGAACGAAGAGUUCUGUGGAGAACUAGGUUUGUACAUAGUGUAUAAUUUGUGUUAUGAAUAUGUUCAACUAAAUACCAGUUUGUAAAACUGAAGUCUAAUUGCAACUGUACAGAGAAAUUUUGUUAAUUCAAAUAUAUAAAUCAAUAUUGCUUGAGCUGAUCAGAUGAUUUUUAUUUUGUAUUAUUCUGCAGCAUGAAUGUUUUUUAAUAUAAUUUGUCUGGUUGUGGUAAUGUUUGGAAAACAUUCUCUUUUGACUGAUAUUGCCAUAAAUUCUGUACCUUCAGUGAAGUUACACAAUCACUGGGCUAUGCAUUUCUAACAAAUUUAAACUAAUUUAAACCUUUCAGGCUCAUUUGUAAAACAUUUUAUUUUAAAUAUUAUUCAAAAAAUGUCUGGGGUUAUAAUCUAGUAAGUUCUAGGAAUGCUAACGUAUUCUUGCUGGCUUCAAUCAUUCUCAGAUCCAUGUCAGAAUUCCGUUAUUUUGUGAUGAGCCAAAUCAGACCUUUCUUGUAAAAUAUAAACAGAUUGUAAAAAUGCUUUACAGAUAUCCACUGCAAAAUAAAACUAUGAGUAGAUUUCUUUGACUAAA